Drosophila bipectinata is the source of this 1179-nucleotide messenger RNA. It is a transcript of the gene Atg8a, whose product is annotated as Autophagy-related 8a. Gene Ontology annotation, biological process: autophagy of mitochondrion; autophagosome assembly; macroautophagy. The record is from RefSeq and is a predicted model, not a curated record. Gene Ontology annotation, molecular function: GABA receptor binding; ubiquitin protein ligase binding. NCBI's taxonomy places the organism in Eukaryota, Metazoa, Arthropoda, Insecta, Diptera, Drosophilidae. Gene Ontology annotation, cellular component: autophagosome; autophagosome membrane; cytosol.
CCCCAGCAGCAAUCAGCAAUACAGCAAUAUAGGAGCGACAGCUGCGGAGACCGCACACAUACACAAGCUUGCAGCGAAAAGCAAAGACUCAAUACACGGCCAUCGAUACACUUUUGUCUAGUUGUUGUUGAAGUGAAAAAUCAAAAACUGCGUUUCUUAGCCAAUUACUUUAUAGCCACAAUCAUGAAGUUCCAGUACAAGGAGGAGCACGCUUUCGAGAAACGCCGCGCCGAGGGAGACAAGAUCCGUCGCAAAUAUCCCGACCGUGUGCCUGUCAUUGUUGAGAAGGCACCCAAGGCGCGCAUCGGUGACCUGGACAAGAAGAAGUACCUGGUGCCCUCUGACCUCACCGUCGGCCAGUUCUACUUCCUGAUUCGCAAGCGCAUCCACCUGCGUCCCGAGGAUGCACUCUUCUUCUUUGUGAACAACGUCAUUCCACCAACAUCGGCUACCAUGGGCUCCCUCUACCAGGAACAUCACGAGGAGGACUACUUCCUGUACAUAGCCUAUUCGGAUGAGAACGUCUACGGCAUGGCCACGAUUAACUAACUUGGCUAACAGAAGCAACACACACACACACACACACCCUAUACAGAAAUCUAUAUAUAAAUAUAAACUAUAUUUUAUGUUUCGCAAGCAGCUUAAAAAAAACGCGGACGCGAGUUAGCUAAACGAAUUGCAAAAAAAAUAUGAUCUGAACUAGGAGACAAAAACAAAAAGAAAAAAACAAGAAAAACCAAACAAAAAACCACAAAACAUAAAACGACAAAAAAGAAUUGUUAUGUGAAGAAUUAUUUUAUAUAUAUACAUUUUCUAAACGCGUUAGUAUUUUCAACUAAAGUCGGCAUUAUGCUAUCCAUUAACCAACUUCUUUCCCUCCCCGACUCCCCUUCCCACGCAUCCAAAAGUUUAUUUUUAUUUUUUUUUUUUAACCGCCGAACUUGAAACCGUGCAAUAAUAAUUCGCACUUUUGUACUUUAUUUUUGCUUACUUUGGUUUAACAUUAAAAAAAAAGAAAAGUUUUAAAAAUGAUGAGCUCCUUCCCCCCUAUAUGAUUUUUUUUUUACAAUACAACAAAAUUUUGUGCAUAUUUAGUGUGUAUGGUUACAAAUAGGACUCUCUCGGUUAAGUGUAUGGUAAUUAAUCUAUUAUUAAAUAAAUAAAAACAACAAAAGUAUA